This is a messenger RNA of Striga hermonthica, 1542 nucleotides long. NCBI's taxonomy places the organism in Eukaryota, Viridiplantae, Streptophyta, Magnoliopsida, Lamiales, Orobanchaceae. The record is from the annotation of a GenBank genome assembly.
AUGGGAAACGGAUACAAUGCUCUUGCCCUAAUUCUCUUCCUUACAAACCUCUCCUUUUCGCUUGCCUUUGCCGAACCGAAUGACGGGUUGUUGCGGAUAGGUUUGAAAAGGAUGAAGAUGGACAAAAACAACCGGAUUGCUUCUCAGCUUGAAUCUAAGGAGGCACAGACGCUGAGAGCCUCCUUUAGGAAGUAUAACUUCCGUGGUAAACUUGGAGAUGAUGCAGAUACUGACAUUGUUGCACUUAAGAAAUACAUGGAUGCACAGUACUUUGGAGAGAUUGGCAUUGGCACUCCGCCUCAGAAAUUUACCGUGAUUUUUGAUACCGGCAGCUCCAAUCUGUGGGUGCCGUCCGCUAAGUGUUUGUUUUCUGUCCCUUGUUACUUCCACUCCAAGUACAAGUCCAGCCAUUCGAGCACUUACAAAAAAAAUGGAAAAUCUGCUGCAAUUCAUUAUGGAAGUGGGGCAAUCUCUGGAUUCUUCAGUGAGGAUAACGUGAAAGUGGGUGACCUGGUUGUGGAGGGCCAGGAAUUUAUCGAGGCAACCAGGGAACCAAGUGUUACAUUUUUGGUGGCCAAGUUCGACGGUAUACUGGGUCUUGGGUUCAAAGAGAUCUCAGUUGGAAAGGCAACCCCAGUAUGGUACAACAUGGUCAAACAAGGUCUUGUCAAGGAGCCUGUGUUCUCAUUUUGGCUAAACCGAAAUGUGGAUGAAGAAGAGGGUGGCGAAAUUGUUUUCGGUGGUGUUGAUCCAAAUCAUUUCAAGGGUGAGCAUACAUAUGUACCCGUGACCCAGAAAGGCUACUGGCAGUUUGAUAUGGGUGAUGUACUUAUCGAUGGCAGAGAAAGUGGAUACUGCAGUGGUGGAUGUUCAGCAAUUGCCGACUCUGGGACUUCUCUGUUAGCAGGACCCACUACAGUAGUGGCUAUGAUUAACCAUGCUAUUGGUGCCACUGGAGUUGUGAGCCAAGAAUGCAAGGCUGUUGUUCAACAAUAUGGGCAAACUAUCAUGGAUCUCCUAUUGGCUGAGGCUCAGCCAAAAAAGAUAUGCUCCCAAAUUGGGUUAUGCACCUUUGAUGGAGCUCAUGGUGUCAGUGCGGGAAUACAAAGCGUGGUGGAUGAGAAAGAGGGUAGAUCAUCCGGAUUGGGUGAUGGCAUGUGCUCGGCAUGUGAGAUGGCCGUUGUGUGGAUGCAGAAUCAGCUCAGGCAGAAUCAGACUCAAGAUCGCAUCUUGAACUAUGUCAACGAGCUCUGUGAACGUCUCCCUAGCCCAAUGGGUGAAUCGGGUGUCGACUGUGGAAGCAUUUCCUCUAUGCCAACUGUUUCCUUGACGAUUGGUGGCAAGAUUUUUGAUCUCUCCCCAAAAGAGUACAUACUUAAGGUGGGGGAAGGUGCUGCUGCGCAAUGCAUUAGCGGCUUCACGGGCCUUGAUAUACCUCCUCCACGUGGGCCCCUCUGGAUAUUGGGAGAUAUAUUUAUGGGUCGGUACCACACCGUGUUUGAUUAUGGCAAACUUAGGGUCGGUUUUGCCGAAGCUGCUUAG